AUGAAAAACACUAUCAAGAAGCUGGUUCAUGAGCCCGCCCAAUUCACACCUCAGGAUGCUGAACAUGCCAUCAACGAAAUCAUGAAGGGAUCUGCUACACCCAGUCAAAUAUCGGCAUUCUUAGUAUCACUUAAACUGCAAGGCAUGGACAAUGAUCCUCGUAUUGUGGCAGCUUGUGCCACUGCCAUGCGUAGUCAUGCCAGAUUAGUGCCUUACACAGACUAUGAGCAUUUGACUGGCAAUGUCGUCGAUAUUGUAGGCACAGGCGGCGAUGGACAUGACACAUACAACGUAUCCACUACAGCAUCCGUAGUUGCAGCAGGAGCAGGUGCCAAAGUAGCCAAGCAUGGCAACAGAGCAGCUUCGUCCAAAUCAGGCUCUGCUGAUCUCAUGGAAGCUCACGGAUGUCAAAUUGCACUCGUCGAACCAAACCAAGUGGCUGGUAUCUUGGACAGAACCAACUUUUGCUUUUUAUUCUCACAGACAUAUCACCCUGCCAUGAAGCAUGUGGCAUCAUUAAGAAAAGAGAUUGCCGUGCCAACCGUGUUCAAUAUGCUGGGCCCAAUGUCAAAUCCUGCUCAUCCUACUCGUGUGGUGGUUGGCGUCCAUUCACCUGAAAUCGGAGAACUGAUGGCAAAUGCGCUCAAAUUGACUGGUGUCAAGGAAGCGUUGGUUGUGUGUGGAUCAGAGAAAUUAGACGAGAUCAGUCCAGCAGGCGAGACAAAUUACUGGAGAAUUCAUGGCUGUGGAGACAUUACAGUGGGAUCAUUGCAUCCUACCCGUGAUUUCGGAUUACAAACACAUCCCUUGUCAGAGGUGAAAGGUGGUGAUUGUUUUGAAAAUGCAGCAACAUUGACUAAAUUAUUAAACGACGAACUGGAGGAAAACCAUCCCAUCUUGGAUUUUGUGCUGUUGAAUGCAGCUGCUUUGUUAGUGGUGUCUGGUGUGGCUACCGACUUCAAGGAUGGCGUAUCUAAAGCACGUGAAUCCGUCAAGAGUGGUGAAGCAAAGAGAGUGUUGGACGCAUUCAGACAAGAGACUUUAAAUAGUGUUUAA
This is a messenger RNA of Mucor velutinosus, 1056 nucleotides long. It is a transcript of the gene RPO31, whose product is annotated as DNA-directed RNA polymerase III subunit C1 (rpo31). Bases 1 to 1056 code for a protein of 351 amino acids. NCBI's taxonomy places the organism in Eukaryota, Fungi, Mucoromycota, Mucoromycetes, Mucorales, Mucoraceae. The transcript has 3 exons. Gene Ontology annotation, cellular component: cytosol. Gene Ontology annotation, biological process: L-tryptophan biosynthetic process. Gene Ontology annotation, molecular function: anthranilate phosphoribosyltransferase activity. The record is from RefSeq and is a predicted model, not a curated record.